Molecule: messenger RNA, 558 nt
Organism: Ichthyophthirius multifiliis
Lineage: Eukaryota; Ciliophora; Oligohymenophorea; Hymenostomatida
Exons: 2
Biological process (GO): protein phosphorylation; mitotic cell cycle; regulation of cytokinesis
Cellular component (GO): cytoplasm; spindle pole; centrosome
Molecular function (GO): ATP binding; protein kinase activity
Source: RefSeq, a predicted model, not a curated record
AUGGAAUAUCCCUCAAAAGCUAUUCCAUUGAAUAUAUAUUUAAAACAAUAAAUUACCAAUAAAUUAAGUGAAUAAGAAUCAAGAAAUAUAUUUAUAUAAUUAAUCUAAGCAAUAAAAUAUUGCCAUAACAAAUAAAUAAUUCAUAGAGACAUAAAAUUAGAAAAUAUUCUUUAUGACCCUAAUGCUUAGAAAGUUAAAUUAAUAGAUUUUGGAUUUUCUAUUGCCAUAGUUCCAGGUACUAUGUUGAAUAUUUUUUGUGGAACCCCAAGUUAUAUGGCCCCAGAGAUUGUAAACAAGUAAGAUUAUUCUUUUAGUGUCGAUAUUUGGGCUUUGGGUAUUCUUUUAUUUAAAAUCUUGAACGGAAAAUUUCCUUUCAAAGGAAAAAAUGAUUAAGAUUUAUAUAAAAAGAUUAAUGAAUGUAAAUUAGAUUUUGAAUCUGAUGUUAGUUUAAAAUCUAGACUAUUAAUAUAAAGUAUUUUAAAAUAAAACCCUGAUGAUAGAAUUAAUAUAAAUUAGAUUUUAGAAAAUGAUUGGAUAAAUAACAUUGAAAAAAGUUGA